Seminavis robusta is the source of this 1485-nucleotide messenger RNA. The record is from the annotation of a GenBank genome assembly. NCBI's taxonomy places the organism in Eukaryota, Bacillariophyta, Bacillariophyceae, Naviculales, Naviculaceae.
AUGGGAAUGUUGGUCUCUGCGAUUGAUGUGCUGGUGGGAUGUUUCUUUGCAGCGUGGCUCUCUCUGAUUGUGUACUUUGCAGAUGGCGACAUCAAUAGACCUUUAAAGCUCGAGAUCCAUCCUCAGCAUCUGGGCCCAAUUUCCCGGCCCAGUAGUAGCGCUAGUGCUAGUGCUAGUGCUAGUGCUAGUAGUAGUACUAGUGGUCCCUUGACAGUGCUGGAGAUCAGCGAGUACUUGUCUGGUUGGAUUUCUGAUCUUCACGCUCACUUGGCGUUGUCUAAAAAGGCGAAAGCAGAAGGGAUUUGGGAGGCUUUCCACAAUUUCACCGCGCACACGCUCUACCCGUGGGAUCAAAAGUACCUGCAGCGAAUGCCGCCUAGAAGACACGACGGAUCCAUAUUCCUCAGCCUAGCUUCCUACAGAGACGAAAACUGCCUCGCCACCAUGUCACAAGCCUACCAAAAGGCAAAAUAUGCGGACAAACUGUUCGUCGGACUCAUACAACAAAGAUGCUACAAAGACUGCAGAACGGGAAUCAUGGAGGAUGGAAAAUCUAGACCACAGCCGGAACCAGAUCCGGAUUGUCACAAAGACUUUUGUGCUUCCACCAUUGGAAAGCCUCACUGUCAAGCAGGAAGAAUAAGAGCAUUGCAUAUACAAGAACCGGAUUCUUUGGGACCUUACAUGGCCAGAUACUUUGCAUCCAAACUAUGGAGUGGAGAAGAGUGGUUCAUGCAAAUUGAUAGCCACAUGACAUUUGCUCAGGAUUGGGACCACAUAUCCAUUGAUGGACUACAAAAAGCACCAUCACAAAAACCGGUUCUCAGCCACUAUCCUCCCCCCCAUCUGCAAGAUCUCAAGCAAUUUGAAACAAAGCCCUCUUCCAGAAUAUGUGGACCCAUAUUCACUUCGGAAACUAUUCGUCUAGAAGGCAGUCUGGUCUACGACCAUGAAAAAUUGUCAACCCCACGUUUCUCACCGUUUACUGGAGCGGGCUACUUUGUGGCGCAUUCAUCAUUCCUAAAAGAAGUACCUUUUGAUCCAUUCUUGCCAUGGAUCUUCAUGGGAGAAGAAAUCAUCAUGAGCAGUAGACUAUGGACGUCAGGAUAUGACAUGUUCUCACCCGCACAAGCCGUUGUUGGACAUAUUUACUUUAGACGGCAUCAGCCCAAGUUCUGGGAGUCGGUACAUCGGGCGUUCACCCCAGGUGUUCACAAUCCACUCGAGGAGCUCAUAUUGGAUCGGAUCAAGUGCCAGCUCGGGUUUCCGGAGGCAUCGCGAGACAUGAUUCCCAAGUCCCUGUUGACUGCCGUCCAUCACUACACCAUGGGCAAAGUGCGACCGCUACAUGAUUACAUGAAGAUGAUCGGCAUGAAUGCCGCAACCAAAGAAGUAACCCCCAUGAAAUGGUGUGAACAAGGUCAGCCCCCGCCUGGGUUUGAACAGUAUGCUUCUCUCUACAGCAGCCAACAACAGCAACAAUAA